Phytophthora megakarya is the source of this 504-nucleotide messenger RNA. The record is from the annotation of a GenBank genome assembly. NCBI's taxonomy places the organism in Eukaryota, Oomycota, Peronosporomycetes, Peronosporales, Peronosporaceae.
AUGCUCCCGGAAAUUGAGGAACUGACCCCAGAAUGCAACAUCGACGAAGCUAAUGUCGGGGUUCCGGGAGUCACAACUCCAGGGAUGGAAGCCACGAUGAGAGGGAUCCUGAAACGCCAUCGCAGUAUCUUCCUGGGAGACGGCAACGCAGCUCCGGCCCCGGCUAGGGGCGUAGUGUGUGAUAUCGACGUUGGUGAAGCAAAACCAGUGGCUUUACGCGCGAGGCAGAUUGCCGCAUCGUUCUUGGUGAAGGUGUUUGAACUCCUGAAGAAGUUGUUGGAGGCAGAGCUCAUUCAGCAUUCAGAGUCCGAAUGGUCAUCACCUGUUGUGAUUGUGCUGAAGAAAAACGACAUAGACAUUCGAAUGUGUAUUGACUACCGACUCCUGAAUCUGCUCAUAAAGCUGUCUCGCUACCCUCUACCCUUGAUCGAUGAUCUGCUGGUAGACUUCAAGUCUGCAAUGUGGUUUAUGAGUCUCGACAUGGCGAGUGGAUUCUGCGAAUGA